Penicillium maclennaniae is the source of this 1857-nucleotide messenger RNA. Its product is annotated as GMC family oxidoreductase. The record is from RefSeq and is a predicted model, not a curated record. NCBI's taxonomy places the organism in Eukaryota, Fungi, Ascomycota, Eurotiomycetes, Eurotiales, Aspergillaceae. The transcript has 5 exons. Gene Ontology annotation, biological process: secondary metabolite biosynthetic process. Gene Ontology annotation, molecular function: flavin adenine dinucleotide binding; oxidoreductase activity, acting on CH-OH group of donors. Bases 1 to 1857 code for a protein of 618 amino acids.
AUGUUCCUCACGUUCAUCUUUCGAUUAAUCGCAGGCGCUGCGUUUGCAGCACUUUCUGUUGUCGUCGUCUUUCCCGAGACUGCACGUCCCGGUUCACUUCGCUGGCUUUCUCCCUGGAACGCGAGAUUUGACUAUGUUGUGGUCGGCGGAGGCACUGCAGGUAUCACGGUCGGCGCACGGCUUGCUCAGAAUGGGUUCAAAGUCGCCAUCGUUGAAGCAGGCGGCUAUUAUGAAAACACUCAUCCCAUUUCGAAAGUGCCCGGCUCGGCUGUUCUAGGUGUUGGGGCUGAUGUGAAAACUGCAUCAGCCAUAGAUUGGAGAUUUGUGGCAGACAAAGUGCCGGGUGCUGCUUAUCGUGACAUUCAUUAUCCUCGGGGAAAUGCAUGGGCGGAUCUGAACUUCAUGAUUUACCAACGACCCUCCAAGGGCGCGAUGGAGAGGUGGGCAGAUCUCCUUCAGGAUUCCAGCUACUCAUGGGCGAGUACCCUUCCCUUUUUCAAAAAGACAACUACCUUCACGUCUCCCAGAAGUCACCUUCACGCCAACAGAGGUGCUUUCAACAAUUCUGCCUUUGACAUCGUGGGUGAACCCCUUCAAGUAUCUUACCCACGCUAUGCGAUGCCCUUUUCAUCUACUGCUGGCAAUGGCUUCACUGCGAUCGGAAUAAGUGAGACAGAGGACUUCAACAGCGGAUUUCUCAUGGGCCACCAAUACUGUUCAAUGACCAUUCGUCCUUGGGAUCAAUCACGGAGCAGUUCAGAAUCGGCAUUUCUUCGUCCGGCACACGCGUUGGCGAAUUUGACUAUCUACGAUCGGUCUUUGGUAAAGAAGAUUCUUUUCAAUGAGCACAAGCGAGCAACUGGUAUCAGAGUGAAGCAGAGAUGGGGCUUCUGGAACUACGACAUCACCAUCAGAGCGAUGAGGGAAGUGAUCGUCUCUGCUGGGGCUAUUCAAUCUCCGCAGCUUCUGAUGGUCUCAGGACUUGGACCAGCUGAGACCUUGCGAGAUCACUCGAUCCGGCCCAUUGUCAAUUUACCUGGAGUUGGACAGAAUAUGUGGGAUCACGUUUUCUUUGGACCAUCAUAUCAGGUCAAUGUGGACACAUUCACCGAACUGACACAAAAUCCUCUAUAUGUUGCAAAGCAAAUUGCAAACUAUUUGGUCUUUCGAAAUGGCCUGUUCACAAAUCCGUCGACCGACUACAUUGCUUUCGAGAACCUCCCAGCCGUGUCGCGGACAGAAUUCUCACCCGAUAAUGAGAAGGAUCUCUCCUGGUUCCCCGACGAUUGGCCGGAAUAUCUUGUCGCAUCGGCAUAUGUUGGGAACUUUUCCGAUCCAUUCAGACAACAACCCUCUCAAGGACAAUAUGGCAGCAUCGUUGCCAGUCUUGUGGCAUCCACAUCACGCGGGAAUAUCACUAUCAGCUCUUCCAAUACAGAGGACCCGCCGAUCAUCAAUCCGAACUGGCUCGCCACAGAGACAGAUCAGAAAGUGGCUGUGGCAGCCUACAAGCGAAUACGCGCCGCAUUCUACUCCGAUGCAAUGAAGUCGAUUUUGGUAGGGCCCGAAUUUUUCCCUGGAUUGAAGUAUCAUACGGAUGCCGACAUCUUAAAUGUGAUCAGAAACACCGUGAUGACUAUCUAUCAUGCCGCUUGCACUUGUAAAAUGGGCCCAAGGAACGACAUGAUGGCUGUGGUUGAUCACAAGGCGCGGGUAUAUGGUGUUCAUGGCCUGCGGGUAGUUGACGCCAGCGCAUUCCCCAUACUACCUCCAGGUCACCCUCAAUCAACAGUCUAUAUGUUAGCUGAAAAGAUCGCUGCGGAUGUCAUACAUGAGGCCGAAGGUUCGCCUCAGUGA